Molecule: messenger RNA, 2526 nt
Organism: Limanda limanda (common dab)
Lineage: Eukaryota; Metazoa; Chordata; Actinopteri; Pleuronectiformes; Pleuronectidae
Product: gastrula zinc finger protein XlCGF28.1-like
Exons: 2
Coding region: 194-1561 (455 amino acids)
Biological process (GO): regulation of transcription by RNA polymerase II
Cellular component (GO): nucleus
Molecular function (GO): RNA polymerase II cis-regulatory region sequence-specific DNA binding; DNA-binding transcription factor activity, RNA polymerase II-specific
Source: RefSeq, a predicted model, not a curated record
CCCCCUUGUGUACCAGGAGGACCCAGAGCCCCCCCACAUUAAAGAGGAACAGGAGGAUUGGUGGACCAAUCGGGAUGGACAGCAGCUUCAAGGACUGGAGGAGGCUGAUAUCAAGUUCACAUUGACUCCUGUCGCUGUGAAGAGUGAAGAAGAUGAAGAGAAACUUAAAUCGUCAAAGCUUCAUCUGAGUGAGAUGAAGGAGAACAGAGCAGACUGUGGAGGACCAGAACCAACCAGGAACUCAGGUCCUGAUGCACGUUCACAACCAGGUCCUCAGGACAAGAUUGAAGACUCUUCUGAGACUGAAGAAAUGUGUCCUGCAGACGUCCAGCAACUGAUGGUGAUUAAAGAAGAGGUUCCCCCUGAGCAGCAGCAGUGGAGCCCCCUUGUGUACCAGGAGGACCCAGAGCCCCCCCACAUUAAAGAGGAACAGGAGGAUUGGUGGACCAAUCGGGAUGGACAGCAGCUUCAAGGACAGGAGGAGGCUGAUAUCAAGUUCACAUUGACUCCUGUCGCUGUGAAGAGUGAAGAAGAUGAAGAGAAACUUAAAUCGUCAAAGCUUCAUCCGAGUGAGACGAAGGAGAACAGAGUGGGCUGUGGAGAACCAGAACCUGCCAGGAACUCAGGUCCUGAUGCACGUUCACAACCAGGUCCUCAGGACAAGAUUGAAGACUCUUCUGAGACUGAAGACAGUAAGGAUGAUUGGAUGGAGACCAGGGAACCUCAGACUGGUUUAAAUACUAGAAAUAACAAACAGCCUCGAAGUGAUAUGGGACGUAAGACAGAAAAAAAAUCGCUUAGUUGCUCUGAGUGUGGUAAAAGAUUUACCCAAAAGGGCAAUCUAAACAUACAUAUGAGGAGUCAUACAGGAGAGAAACCAUUUAGUUGCUCUGAGUGUGUUCAAAGAUUUACCCGAAAGGAGGGUUUAAAUAAACAUAUGAGGCUUCAUACAGAAGAGAAGCUGUUUAGUUGCUCUGAGUGUGGUAAAAGAUUUCACCUAAGGAGCAAUCUAAAUACACAUAUGAGGCGUCAUACAGGAGAUAAACCAUUCAGUUGCUCUGAGUGUGGUAAAAGAUUUAACCAAAGGAGCAAUCUAAAUACACAUAUGAGGCAUCAUACAGGAGAUAAACCAUUCAGUUGCUCUGAGUGUGGUAAAAGAUUUAACCAAAGGAGCAAUCUAAAUACACAUAUGAGGAGUCAUACAGGAGAGAAACCAUUUAGUUGCUCUGAGUGUGUUCAAAUAUUUACCCGAAAGGAGGGUCUUAAUAAACAUAUGAGGCUUCAUACAGGAGAGAAGCUGUUUAGUUGUCCUGAGUGUGGUAAAAGAUUUAACAGUAGGAGCCGUCUAAAUACACAUAUGAGGCGUCAUACCGGAGAGAAACCAUUUAGUUGCUCUGAGUGUGUUCAAAGAUUUACCGGAAAGGAGGGUCUAAAGACACAUAUGAGGCUUCAUACAGGACAGAAACCGUUGAGUUGCUCUGAGUGUGGUAAAAGAUUUAACCAAAGGAGCAAUCUAAAUACACAUAUGAGGAUUCAUACAGGAGAGAAACCGUUUAGUUGAUUUGAGUGUGGUAAAAGAUUUAAAGAUCCCAUCGUAUGCCCAUUUUACCACAGUUGAUAUGGUUCCUUGGGGUCCUAAUGAAAUGUCUGUAACAUAUUUUGGUCAAAAUACCACAAGGAUCAUUUAAAACAGCACCCUUUUUACUCUGUCUAAAACAGCCCUCCACUGAUUGACCCGUUUUGAGUGCCCCCUCACCCCCCUCCUCCCUCCUUCACGAGAUACAAGCGCCCAGAUAUUUAGCUAUCCAUUACCUCUGUAGAAAUAGGGCUACUGGAGAUGAAGAUACAAUCUUGCAACCAUAUCGUUUUGAACCAGAGUCAGGUGGGCCGAAGCCUGGCUGCAAGAGCCCUAGCUCAGCCCCGCAGUGGGAGCAGUGGGAGCUGGAGCUGGCGCAGUUAGCUCGCGAGCUAACGCUAGCUCGCGACCCGUCAGACAUCUAAGUGGCCGAUAAACAUACUGAUCGCCAUCAUCACCAUCAUCUCACCGGCUCGCGAGCUAACGCCGGAGCCCCGGAGCUAGCAUCAGCUCACGGGCGCUCCCCCCGGAGCUAGCGUUAGCUCACAAGCUCCUGGGUGACGGAGCUCACCCCGGAGACGUUUAUUCCGGUCGUAAUCCCAUUUGACGCACUCUAGCGUAUCGUUUCUGACAUAGAGGAACCACAAAAAAUCACAGGAGUGGUUUUUUCCAGAGUUUUUGGGACGGUAGACAUGCCAGAUACCCAAAUUAACGUGUUGAAGCAAUACAAAAGUGGAAUUUUCAUAAUAAGUGCCCUUUAAGAUUCAUUCCUAUUUUACGAGACGUGAGGAUUCAUAAAGGAGAUUAUACAUAUUCAUAGUUCACUGUUUUAAAUAGACUAUUCACAGUUUUAUGUCCCUAGAAAAUAUAACUCAUUGAAUGAAAUGAAAGAUUUGUUUAUAGAUCUUGUUUCUACUGAUUUCUACAUAAUUUAUCUAUUUUUCAUAAUG